UGAGCAUACUAAUCAACCAAGACGAAACUGCGGUUCAUUGGAUUACUCAAAGACGGUCCCAAAAACCGAAUUUUCCCUAUAUCUUGAACCUUUUUGAGUUAAAAAGUUGUAGUUUUGGGCAUAAUUUUACCAUAUUUUCCGUCUUUUUAGUCUUCGAAAAUGCGUUUUUUGCGCACCGACAGCCUAGAGGUCAUGGUCCGGUUAUCUUGCGAACUACCGUUUCUGCUUUGAUGAGGUUAAAGGAUAAGCUUUGCAAUCAAUGGUAGCUUCUGCAUAAUCUAAUGCGGAUUAAGCAAUUAGUGGAGCUCUGUGGCAUCAUAUGAGGAUGGAGGGCCUGCAAAAACUUCUACUCGUUCUUUUGAUCUUAGGAUGCAGGGGGACAUUGGGAGGAGCAGAGUACUUGAAGUAUAAGGACCCCAAGCAGCCAUUGAAUGCUCGAAUAAAUGAUUUACUCAAACGCAUGACUCUUGCUGAGAAAAUUGGUCAAAUGUCACAGAUUGAGAGGGAAAAUGCAACUGCUGAUGUCUUGAAGACUUACUUUAUAGGUAGUGUUCUGAGUGGAGGAGGUAGUGUGCCUGCUCCACAAGCUUCUAUUGAGACAUGGGUGAAUAUGGUAAAUGGCAUGCAAAAGGCUGCUCUCUCUACCCGUUUGGGAAUCCCAAUAAUUUAUGGCAUUGAUGCCGUCCACGGUCACAGCAAUGUCUACAAAGCUACCGUGUUUCCUCAUAAUGUUGGACUUGGAGCCACCAGGGAUCCAGCACUUGUGAAGAAAAUUGGUGCUGCCACUGCUCUUGAAGUUAGAGCGACAGGAAUUCCCUAUGUGUUUGCUCCAUGUGUUGCGGUUUGCAGAGAUCCCAGGUGGGGUCGCUGUUAUGAAAGCUACAGUGAAGAUCCUAAACUUGUUAAAGAAAUGACUGAGAUUAUCCCUGGCUUGCAAGGAGACAUUCCAGCAAAUUCUCGAAAAGGAGUUCCUUUUGUUGCUGGAAAGAGAAAUGUUGCUGCCUGUGCUAAGCAUUAUGUUGGUGAUGGUGGAACAUACAAAGGAAUCAAUGAAAAUAACACCAUUAUCAGUCAACAUGGACUGCUUAGCAUUCACAUGCCUCCUUACUACAGUGCUGUCAUAAAGGGUGUCUCCACAGUGAUGGUUUCCUUUUCAAGUUGGAAUGGGGUGAAGAUGCAUGCUAACCAUUAUCUAGUGACCGACUUUCUCAAAAACAAGCUCCAUUUCAGGGGAUUUGUAAUCUCUGAUUGGCAAGGAAUUGACAGGAUAACUUCCCCACCACAUGCAAAUUACUCUUAUUCAAUCCAGGCUGGAAUACAUGCUGGCAUCGACAUGGUAAUGAUUCCAUUUGCCUACACAGAAUUCAUCAAAGAUCUGACCUACCAAGUCCAGAAUAAUGUAAUACCCAUGAGCCGAAUAAAUGAUGCAGUACGGAGGAUUCUUCGUGUAAAAUUCACCGUGGGUCUCUUCGAGAAUCCAUAUGCCGAUCCUAGUUUAGCUGAUCAGCUCGGGAAGAAGGAACAUCGUGAUCUGGCUAGGGAAGCUGUGAGGAAAUCACUUGUGCUUUUGAAAAAUGGGAAGUCUGCCAAUGACCCAAUGCUCCCUCUUCCAAAGAAGGCAAAGAAAAUCCUUGUUGCUGGAAGCCAUGCUGACAACUUGGGUUAUCAGUGUGGUGGGUGGACAAUUACUUGGCAAGGGCUUAGCGGAAACAAUAAUACGAUCGGAACCACUGUCCUUGAUGCUGUUAAGUCCACGGUCGAUCCAAGCACCGAGGUCAUUUUUUCUGAGAACCCUGAUCCAGAGUUUGUAAAGCAAAGCAUGUUCUCCUAUGCAAUAGUGGUGGUUGGGGAGCAUCCAUAUGCAGAAACCGACGGAGACAAUCUAAAUCUCACCAUUCCCUAUCCCGGUCCGAGCGUGAUUCAGAACGUGUGCAGCUGCAUCAAGUGUGUCGUCAUUAUAAUCUCCGGGAGGCCCAUCGUGAUCGAACCAUACAUCGGCAUGAUUGAUUCCCUGGUGGCAGCAUGGCUCCCUGGCACGGAAGGCCAAGGUGUAGCAGAUGUUCUCUUUGGUGACUAUGGCUUUUCCGGCAAGCUUUCUCGGACAUGGUUUAAAUCUGUUGAGCAACUCCCUAUGAAUUUUGAUGAUCCACAUUAUGACCCUCUUUUUCCAUAUGGUUUUGGUCUUACUACAAUGCCAAGUAAGGCAAAUUAGAAAUCACUUUUGGCAUUGGGGUCGAAAAUGUGUGAUCAAGAAGAACAUCAUGUAGCACUUUGAUUUGCCUUUCAGAAUCAAUAAAAGCAAGUUUAUGCUCUUCUUCUAUCCA
This is a messenger RNA of Musa acuminata subsp. malaccensis (wild Malaysian banana), 2324 nucleotides long. RefSeq lists its product as uncharacterized. NCBI's taxonomy places the organism in Eukaryota, Viridiplantae, Streptophyta, Magnoliopsida, Zingiberales, Musaceae. Gene Ontology annotation, molecular function: beta-glucosidase activity. Gene Ontology annotation, biological process: glucan catabolic process. The record is from RefSeq and is a predicted model, not a curated record.